This is a messenger RNA of Oncorhynchus mykiss (rainbow trout), 653 nucleotides long. RefSeq names its product guanylyl cyclase-activating protein 2-like. The record is from RefSeq and is a predicted model, not a curated record. Gene Ontology annotation, biological process: visual perception. Lineage: Eukaryota; Metazoa; Chordata; Actinopteri; Salmoniformes; Salmonidae. Gene Ontology annotation, cellular component: cone photoreceptor outer segment; photoreceptor inner segment. Gene Ontology annotation, molecular function: calcium sensitive guanylate cyclase activator activity; calcium ion binding.
AUGGGUCAAGCAGAGAGCCACAAUGAGAUGGAUUUGGAGCAAAUUCAGGAGCUGUGUAUGGCUUUUAUGAAGGAGUGCCCGAGCGGGGCUUUGCACCUACAUGAAUUAAAACGGAUCUUUUGUAUACCAGCCAGCUGCGAGGAAGAGACUUUGUACAUUGAGACUGUCUUCCAUUCAUUCGACACAAACAGGGAUAACGCGUUGGAUUUUAUGGAGUAUACAGCCGCUCUUCAUCUGAUAUUGCGGGGGAAUCUUGAGGAUAGAUUGAAGUGGUCCUUUAAAAUCUACGACAAGGACGGGAAUGGCAAGUUAGACCGAGAAGAGGUGAAAAACCUCAUUCGGAUCAUUUACAAAAUCAAAAUUCAUACAACUGCCAUAAACAUGACACCUAAUGAAGUCUGUGACAGGAUCUUUGAGCUGGUCGACCAGAAUCAUGACGGCCAGAUUUCCUUUACUGAGUUCAUGGAGGGGGCCCAGAAGGACGAGUGGGUCAUGAAUAUGCUCAAGCUGGACGUCAACGCUAGUGGCUGGGUCAUGCAGAACUGUGUAAAAAUGACCUGAGCCCUCCAAACAGGCUCUCCCAUCUACACAGAGAGGGGUUGUGUCCCUCAAAUGGCAUCUGAGUUUUGCCUUUUUCUCACAAGAAACCUGAU